Molecule: messenger RNA, 5274 nt
Organism: Panicum virgatum (switchgrass)
Lineage: Eukaryota; Viridiplantae; Streptophyta; Magnoliopsida; Poales; Poaceae
Exons: 1
Coding region: 2359-5199 (946 amino acids)
Source: RefSeq, a predicted model, not a curated record
GGAGAAGAGAGGAGAUGGUCAGGGGCGGAGAGGAUAUUUCGCGUGCAUCUGCUGACCGUGCGUUACCGUGUCGUACCGACGUGGCCAUGUAAGCAAAAAUGAUAUAAAUAAAAAAGCCGCGAGAUAAUAGUGGUAAAAAUGUAAGCGUCAUUUAAGAGUGUUGAUAAGUAUUAUUAUGGUAAAUAAGUAAAAAACUCAAUUGACGCACCCGUGGAAAACGUCAUCCUCCCUUGAAAAGAAAGGAAACGUUCUCCUCGCUGCCUCCGCCGCGACUAUGCUCUAUGCAAGGGCAGCUUUGCCGACGAGAGAGACGUCGACUUCUUGCCUGCCAGACUCGGACUCGCAGAGGUGCUCGGUGGGCUCACCGAAGGUUCGCGCCGCCCCACUUGGGGGAGCAAGGAGAGCUGCUGCACGGCGGAUGUUCGGCAAAAUUCCCGUGCAAGUUGGCUUGCCUUGCCCGGCCGGUGUUCGACGAAAUGCGCGCGCGGCUCAGAUUGGGGCCAUCCUGGGGACGGAGAUGGCGUGCCCAUCCUGCUCGAGCCCCACACAACUCACGACGUGCGGCGACUGGCGGAGGCCGCGGGCCGUGCACGCCCGCAGCGGUCGCGGCGCCAUGCUGGAGGAGGGCAGGAGGCACAUGCCGACAUGUUGGACUGACGGAGCUGCGCGCGAGCCUGCCACUGUCCCAGGUGUGUGCUCGCUGCCCAGCUGACACCUUGCCAUUUUUCUGCACAUGCUUCUGAUGGUGGUGCUUCGGCGCAGAUGUUACCGAGUUGGAAGCUUCCUAUUUCCGUGUGGUGAACUGGAAAAGGGAAAAUUAGACGAUUUUUUGUUAGAAUUUCAGGGACAGAAAGGAAGAGUCUGUAACCAAAAGCUAUCUUUGAUCUUUUAAAAAACGCAAAGAUAUCAUCGGUCACCACUUCAGUUCUACUAUCACUAUAAAACAAUUCACUAAUCCAGUCUUCGUCCAUGUGGUGCCCCAAACAGCAUUAACUUACAAUGAAAUAAUGUAGCUUGGGCUACUUAUGAUGUUGACACUGGACCAACUUACACAAAAUACAAGUGGACUUAGAAAAAUAUCAGUUUUAGUCUCGCUAGGGAGAUCCACCAACUUCUCCAACAACCUAUGUCCCAGGGCAGACCCAGUGCCAGCAGCUCCCACGAGUGGGGUCUGGGGAAGGGAUAAACCGAGGCAGGCCUUUCCCCUACAGUAACUGCAGGGAAGACCUGGUGCUCAGUGGGUUGGCUUCACACCAUUGCACCAGGCCUGCCCUUCCUCCAACAACCUAUGUACAGUGCUAAAAUAGCUGGAGGAUCACAAUUGAAGAACAUGCCAGGCGAGAGGCAUGGUUGUAACACAUUCUAGUAAGAGGGUUAUCAAAUAUCAACUAAUUACGUACCCAAACCCAACUGAUAUAGGUAACUACUCCAUAAAUUUUUGUGCUAAGCUGACACCUGUUUAGGCUUUACUUGGAUAGUUCGUCAGGCUUUGUUAUAAUAUGAGCAUGUAUUUCCUUACCUGGGACUUUCAUGGCAGCAAGUUGAUCUAUCAAUUAUCAUAAACAGACAACUGAACCUCAAACUCUGUCAUGAUUAUUGCGUACUGCCAAUUUUGAAAGGCUGUCAGAAAGGGCAACUCAUGGUUUUAAGACAAGGACCUUGGUGGUACAAUAAGAACAAGGCCAUGUCUCCCAAGUCAGUCAUCUAAAAGGGCGAAGACAAGACUGCACGUUCAGCUACCUCAUGCAUUAUUGAAGACUGGUGAUCAGCUUUCACAUUUGUUAAUUGAGAAUUGGAAACCAUGGAAGAAAAGAACGUCUUAAAAUAUUCUCAAAGUUCAUUAAAGAACAUUUUGGAGGAAAAGCUCAGUUAAAGAUGAACUGAGAAAUAGAAGAAAGAGAGGCAGAAAAGAACCAGGCUACAGCGAAAUGCGUAUUCUGUGAUCUAUACAAAACACUUUUUAGAUGUUUCUGUAGGUUGUUUUGUCAUAAUUAGACAAUGCCCCCUCACAGUUAAAUGGAUAUGUAGAUAUUUGUGAUGUGAACCUAACAGAAUUUAUUAGGGUCAAGGCUAUUUGUGUGGUCCACUGCAUCUCACUUUUAAUUUCGCAGCUGAGACUUCUCUCUGUUUGAAGCAGUCCAUCAUCGAUGACUUGGACUUUGGAAUCUUUAUACAACUGAUGAUGAAGAGUUGCCAUUCUCUCUUCCUUUUUUUGUCUUCGGUGCCUUCUCCUUCUAUCUAGUGGAGGUGUAUCCAAAGGCAGCAAGCUUUGCAUAUAGCUCAUUCUCAUAUACCUUUUUCCAAUGUUACAACGUUCCCAAACAAAAUAGAGAUUUGUUUUGAUCUGAGAUCAAGCCUAUGGAGUCUGAAGAGCAGCCUGUAAAUCACCAUAUGGCUUGCAACUCUCCUGAUGAACAACAUGCGCUGCAGCAAGGCCAAGCUGACAAAAAUCCUGGAGCCGAUGAGGCUGAGCUCCUGUGGAAGCUGAGGAAGUACUUGAUGUUGUUGGCUAUUCUAGCUGCGGCCAUCACCUACCAAGCAGGGCUAGCUCCGCCGGGUGGGUUCUGGCAAGACAACCAGAACGGCCACAUCGCCGGUGAUAUUGUGCUGAGAGUUAGCUACCCCAGGCGUUACCAUGUUUUCUUCUACUGCAACACAACAGCUUUUGGGGCAUCACUCAUUGUUCUGAUACUGCUCCUGGUCAGGGAGCUGAGCCGCAAUGCGGUUUGGCUUCGGGCACUUCAAUUUGCGAUGGUAUUGAGCUUGCUAGGGCUCAUGGGGGCCUAUGCCGCAGGGAGCUGCAGGGAGGUGAGGACAUCAGUUUACAUUUGGGUAUUACUUGUUGGCAUAUUCGCAUAUAUCACACUUCAUGUCAUAUUCUUUCGGCAUCUGGCGCCUGAAUGGUUGCGUGAUACAUUCAUGAAUAUAAGGAGAUACUGGAAGGAUUUCCUAAACAAUGUUUUCAAGAAUGCACAGAGCACAACAGAUGAGCAAGAGCAUUCUGACAAGAUGGAAGAACUGGAGAGGAAUCGCAGUUUCUUGCUGGUUCUUGCUACAUUAGCAGCAACAGUGACAUAUACUGCAGGGCUAAGCCCACCAGGUGGCUUUUGGCCUGAUGACAAGCCCAACCACCUUGCCGGCGACCCAGUGCUGGAAGAUCAUCACCCCCGUCGAUUCAAGGCGUUUCUCGUCUGCAAUGCAACUUCUUUUGCUGGAUCGCUUGUGAUCGUCAUCAUGCUCCUCAGUAAUACAGCAGUGGAUCAUGUUGUCAAGUCAAAUGCUCUGCGGUUGUGCGUGCUAGUCGGCCUCUUUGGGCUUAUGGGGGCUUAUGCUGCUGGGAGUUGCAGGGAGGUCCGUACAUCUAUCUACGUCUUCUCCCUUGUUGGUGGAGUUUUGCUCUACCUUGUCCUUCAGUGGAUUGAACCUAUUGUGACAAAGCCAGAGUGUGUAGAGAAGUCCAUUGGAUGGAUCAGAAAGCAGAAGACCGAGCUGCUCCAGAAACUGAGCUCUUUCAUUAUGAAGGGGAGUGGGAAUCCAGAUCAUGACAAUCAUACUACACUGUCAAGGCCCAAUACACAACAUCUAUCCAAGAAUAGCAUUUCAAGCAAUUUUAGUGAUGCUAAGGAUGAUCUACAGAAACUGAGCACAUAUCUCCUAUUGCUCGGCAUCCUUUCCGCCACUGUCACAUAUCAAGCUGGGCUGAACCCACCUGGUGGCUUUUGGGGAGACACUGCUGAUGGACAUAUUGCAGGGGACCCAGUCUUGGAGGCCAUGCACCCAAGGCGUUACAAGUUAUUCUUCUAUUGCAAUGCUACAGCAUUUGUUGCAUCUUUGGUGAUCAUAACAUUACUUCAGAGCAAGCUGAUUACCGUUGGUGCCAUGAAGCAUCACAUAUUGCAAACAGCCAUGACUCUGGAUCUCUUUAGUCUUAUGGGGGGCUAUGCUGCCGGAAGCAGCAGAAAGUUCUCAACAUCCGUGUAUGUUUUGGUCUUGGUUCUCCUUGUUUUCACCUAUGUUGUACUUCAUGUUCUGCUAUCUGUGGCUCUCAAGACACGACUGAAGAGGAUAAUAGAUCGUUUCAGAAGAAAUGAUGCAAUGGAUAAUGAAGAUGAAGGGGGUGAUUUGGAGAAGCAGCGCAAGUUUCUGAUGUUACUUGCAAUUCUAGCUGCUUCCAUCACAUAUCAGGCUGGUCUAAGCCCAUCAGGCGGCUUCUGGAGUGACAAUAAUGGCCACCGAGCAGGUGAUCCAGUGUUCCGUGAUGAGUUCCCACGCCACUACAGAGUUUUCUUCUACUUCAAUGCAACAGCUUUCGUGUCGUCCUUGGUUGUGAUUAUGUUGCUUGUUAGUAAAAGGCUAUGUAGCAAGGGUCUUGAGGGUUAUGCACUUCACACGUGUGUUUUGAUUGAUUUGAUCAGCCUCAUGGGUGCUUUUGCUGCUGGAAGCUGCAGGAAAGUUUUGACAUCUGUGUACGUCAUCCUUGUCGUUGUUGCAGUGUCUGUUUAUGUCAUGAUUCAGGUUGUGGUUUUGACAUUUGCAAAAGACAAGGUGAACAAUAUCCUGGAAAGGAUGUACACCUUUGGGCUUUCUGAGCGCCAACAUCCAUCCAUGAAUCACAAGAGAAGCAUCCAAUUGAAAAAGAGAACUGAGCACAAAUGGCGCAAAGAUUUGAUGCUGAUCGGGACACUUGCAGUCACUGUCACAUACCAAGCUGGGCUGCUCCCACCGGGUGGAUUUUGGUCUGAUGACCAGGUAGGCCGCCAUUUUGCUGGUGACCCAAUCCUUCAUGAUACCCAUCCAACACGGUUUAAAGUAUUCUUCUAUUGUAAUGCGACGGCAUUCAUGGCAUCGAUGGUCAUGGUCAUCCUACUGUUGAACAACACAAUAAGCAAGUACAAGAGAUCUCUUCUUGCUAUGAAGACAGCAAUGGUAUUGGACUUGCUUGGUCUGCUUGGAGCAUAUGCCGCAGGCAGCUGCAGAAAGUUAAAGACAUCUGCAUACAUUUUUGCACUCUUCAUUGCCAUGUUCAUUUACAUUGUAAUACAUGUUUUGCUGUCAUUUGAUAAGGUGGCUUUGUUAGUUAGAAAGAAGGGAGAGAAGUGGAUGCCUUGCCUGAAAAAUAUGUGGGCACUUAUUGAAACUGAUCCUUCAAACCUUCAGCUAUCUGCUGGGCGACUGGGGGAGGCACCUCCAGCUGUGUAGUUGUAGUCUUGAUGUAGCAUUUGUUAAAUUGUUGUGCCUGAUAUAUACAAAUUAAAAAGUUUGGAUCUCUGUUUU